CGUGCGUUGUUUGUUUUGUUUUCCAAAAUGCAACAUUUUCGAAAUAUUAGUCAGUAGUUUUAUAAUUGCAUAUUGUAAGCCAUAAAUUAGAUUAAAUAAGUUGUUCUCCUCGGUGUUUAAUUCUAUUAAAGUAGUUAAUAAUGGCAAAGAAAGUUGAUCACAUGGAUUUGACCCAAGACGAUUCUAUUCCACUUGAUGACGAUGAAGGCCUAACUGCUGUAAACUUGCCCGGCACAUCUAGAGCCCAGAAAACCAGGGGCAGGGGAAAGAGAAGGAGUGUUGGGAGUACGGAAAAUACUGAGAAUAAGAAGACAAAAGCCAGUAAGCAGUCUUUGAAAGAAAAGCAAGCAGCAGAAAAGUUAGCAAAGAAAGCUGCAAAUGAAAUGAACAAGAUUUACAAGCCUGGAGAGUGUAUGAAGCAUAUGAACAUAGAGAUCCAUCCAACCCUAGCUGCCGAAUGGUACAUGGCUAACGUCCAGACCGAAGCAGCAGCGGCGGGCGCGCGUAUCGUCCCUGCCCCAGACCUAUUCCAUCCUGGACUUGUGGUGUGGACGCGGACUGUGCCUCCGACACUGUGCGACACAGGGGGAAAUGUGAGUAAAGUCCGGUCGCCGGACAGAUAG
Ostrinia nubilalis (European corn borer) is the source of this 623-nucleotide messenger RNA. RefSeq lists its product as uncharacterized. The coding region runs from base 141 to 623 and encodes 160 amino acids. NCBI's taxonomy places the organism in Eukaryota, Metazoa, Arthropoda, Insecta, Lepidoptera, Crambidae. The transcript is spliced from 4 exons. The record is from RefSeq and is a predicted model, not a curated record.